This is a messenger RNA of Sphaerodactylus townsendi, 1307 nucleotides long. RefSeq names its product regulatory subunit of type II PKA R-subunit domain containing 1 (gene RIIAD1). The record is from RefSeq and is a predicted model, not a curated record. The transcript has 4 exons. NCBI's taxonomy places the organism in Eukaryota, Metazoa, Chordata, Lepidosauria, Squamata, Sphaerodactylidae. Bases 116 to 397 code for a protein of 93 amino acids.
CACGGCCAAUCUGCUCCUCGGGCCGCUCUCCGCUUUGUGGACAAGGCCAGAGGCAGCGGUUAGCAACCGUUGCCAUGGCAAUGCUAACAGCAGCCUGCCAGCCUGAGCCGGCAAGAUGGAUACCUUGGGGUCAGGUUUGGAGAUUUCGAAUGCAGGUGCCCUCAGUGGAAGCCAGAAGAUGGAACUUAUGGAGUUCAAGAUAAACACCAAGAUUGAGAACGAGAAAUAUCUUCGCUCUCAUAAAGAAGUGGAGCUGCUCUUGGCAGGAUUUCUCAGGAGCGUCUUGCUGCAAAGGCCGGAAAACAUCCAAGAGUUUGCCGCAGACUAUUUCACCAAUCCAGAUCUCCCCGAGAAAAUCCAGCAGCAGCUGAUGGAGAAAAUGAACCAGGCCGUUUAACAGUCAACACCACACUUUGGCCCUUAAUAGAGGAAGACAACCCCUUCUUUGUCACACACACCCAUUUAUAUUUCCUUUAUCCAAAAGGUCCCAGAUAUGGAGCCCCUUGCUGUACAAAGCUGUUCAGGGCGCUCACUUUCUUUUGAAUUCCUUGUAACUUCUUCCACUCUGGCUCCUAAUAAAGUGAAGCCACAUAAACAAGCAGGGUUCAAGUGAUCAACAAAGCCAUACAAGAGCAUCAAACGAUGAACCCAACGAAAACGAAUUUCACUGUAGUGCCCCAAACACAGAAAAGGCUCAAGAGACUAAAUACGCCAACGAGUGCCAGAGAACUGAAUCGCCACAGUGCAAAUUGGCCCAGUGGAGACUAGAGAAUCGUAAUUCAGCAAUAAAUCUCCAGAUAGUUUGUGAGCAACUGCAAAGACCAGGAAGAGCUGAGGAGGUGGGCUUGGCACCCUGCGAAACGCUUCUACUGUCCAGCGAAAUCGUUCUCCCGUUACUGCUUUUCAAGGUGGACACUAUUACAAUAAGAACUGUUUGAAUAGUACACAGAGUACCUUUACUUGCCAUUUGGCGGUUUUGCCACCGCUUAAUUAGGGCGCUACCACUUUAAGGAUGGACUCCCUGCGAUACAGCGUGCCUUGUCACAUUUUUAUGUGGUUCUGAUCUGUGUUUCUUUAUAGGGAAUUUGGGAUCUUUGGCGUGUCAGACAGGUGCUCAGCCGCUAAGCCACAGCUCCUCCCACUUUUUUGGUGUCUUACCUAAGGAGACCGAAGCGCUGGCAACACACUGCAUUUAUUUAAAUGCAAGACUAGGUUUUCUCUCUUCCACGUAUGCCAUCCCAAAAAAACGGCAUUGUAAAUUCAUGUCCAGCUUUACAGUUAUAAAAAUAAAAAUCUUCUCUGUUUAA